GCUGCGGGCAAUGGAGGGCGGUGAAUCCCCCGCCGAGCCCGGCUCGGGGCCUGCCAGGCGCUUCCCGGUGGCGGCGGUGGAGGAGAUCCUGAGGGAUGUGGUGGGGAGCGCCCUGAGGGAGCGGCGCUACGAGCCGGGGCCGUGCCGGGCGGCGGCCAAGGACAUCGCCGAGGUCGUUAAGGCGCGGGUCAAAGCGCUGGUGGUGCCCAGGUACAAGAUCGUGGUGGUGGCACACAUUGGGCAGCUGGGCGGGCAGAGCCUGCAGAUCAGCAGCAGGUGCCUCUGGGACCCCGAGAGUGACACGUUUUCCUCCUAUGUGUUCAAGAACACCUCGCUGUUUGCCGUGACAAAUGUCUAUGGUGCAAAGCUGAAACCAGAACAGUAGUUAGUUGGGAAGAAAUACUUCAUGUGCUCAUGACUAAAAGUUUAACCCACUGUAAACACUGUGAAAUGCAGA
Pyrgilauda ruficollis (rufous-necked snowfinch) is the source of this 457-nucleotide messenger RNA. RefSeq names its product dynein light chain Tctex-type family member 5 (gene DYNLT5). Gene Ontology annotation, cellular component: cytoplasmic dynein complex; cytoplasm. The coding region runs from base 11 to 385 and encodes 124 amino acids. Lineage: Eukaryota; Metazoa; Chordata; Aves; Passeriformes; Passeridae. The transcript has 4 exons. Gene Ontology annotation, biological process: microtubule-based movement. Gene Ontology annotation, molecular function: dynein intermediate chain binding. The record is from RefSeq and is a predicted model, not a curated record.